CCGGCUGCGCGAAGACAGCGAGGCGGCGCUGGGGGGCUGGCUCGGGCGGCAGCAGCGGCUGCUGCGGAUGGGAGCGGGCCGGCUCGGCGCGCCUAUGGAGCGCCAGGGCAGGGAUGCCGCCACCUCAGCCGCGGCCGGCGAGUCGACGUCCGCGGACGCCGAGGCGCGAAGGCGGGAGCCGCUCAGGCGCCGGGCGAGUAGCGCGGCGCCGCCGGGGUCCGGGGCGGCGGAGGGCGUGAGACGGGAGCGGCCUGGCUCCCUCAGCGGCACCGCCUCGGCCGCCCGCCCGCGCGGCGAGGGCCUCCGGAAGAGGCGGCCGCUUUUUCCAUGGUUUGGCUUGGAUAUUGGUGGAACCCUAGUCAAGCUGGUUUAUUUUGAACCUAAAGACAUCACUGCUGAGGAAGAAAAGGAGGAAGUGGAGAGUCUGAAAAGCAUUCGCAAGUACCUGACCUCCAAUGUGGCUUAUGGAUCCACAGGAAUUCGGGACGUGCACCUUGAGCUGAAGGACCUGACUCUGUGUGGACGCAAAGGCAAUCUGCACUUUAUACGCUUUCCCACUCAUGACAUGCCUGCUUUUAUUCAAAUGGGCAAAGAUAAAAACUUCUCGAGUCUCCACACUGUCUUUUGUGCCACUGGAGGUGGAUCAUACAAAUUUGAGCAGGAUUUUCUCACAAUAGGUGACCUUCAACUUCACAAACUGGAUGAACUGGAUUGCUUAAUAAAAGGAAUUUUGUACAUUGACUCAGUUGGAUUCAAUGGACGGUCACAAUGCUAUUAUUUUGAAAAUCCUGCUGAUUCUGAAAAAUGUCAGAAGUUACCAUUUGAUUUGAAAAAUCCAUACCCUCUGCUUCUGGUGAACAUCGGCUCAGGGGUUAGCAUCUUAGCAGUGUAUUCCAAAGAUAAUUAUAAGAGGGUCACAGGCACCAGUCUUGGAGGAGGAACUUUCUUUGGUCUCUGCUGUCUUCUUACUGGCUGUAGCACUUUUGAAGAAGCUCUUGAAAUGGCGUCUCGUGGGGAUAGCACCAAAGUGGACAAAUUAGUUCGAGACAUUUAUGGAGGAGACUAUGAAAGGUUUGGAUUGCCAGGCUGGGCUGUGGCUUCAAGCUGUCACUUUUUCAUUUUACCUUCUCAAAGCUGCCUUUUUUUCUGUCUCUAUGGAUUUGGUUAUUCUGAACAUUUUAUAUAUAUGGUAUCAUAUAGUAUGAUCUGUCAUGACAAGGUUCAUGUCACUUAGUGCAAUGUUUAUAGAAUUAUUUCUUUUUAUUGUUGAGUGAUCUAUUAUGUGAAUAUACCAUAUUUAUGUAUUUAUUAGUUAAUAGACAUUGGAUGUUCCCAUUUUUUUUCUGGCUGUCAUGAAUAGUGCUGAAGACCUGUGUACUUGUCUUUGUAUGGACAUUUAAUUUUUUCUUUUUUUAAAAAAUUUAUUUAUUUAUUAUGUAUACAGAAGAGGGCACCAGAUCUCAUUACAGAUGGUUGUGAGCCACCAUGUGGUUGCUGGGAAUUGAACUCAGGACCUCUGGAAGUGCAGACAGUGCUCUUAACCUCUGAGCCAUCUCUCCAGCCCCCAAUUUUUUCUUUUUUUUUAAAUUUUGUUUGUUUGAUUCAAGAUUUCUCUAUCUAGUCCUAGCUCUCCUGGAACUUACUCUGUAGACCAGGCAGGCCUUGAACUCGAGAACCGUCUGCCUCUGCCUCUGCCUCCCAAGUUAAAGGCCUGUGCUAUUAUAACCUGCUUUAAUUUUUUUUAUCUCUACCUAGGAUUGAAAUUGGUAUGCUGCAUGGUAACCUUAGUCUUUUGAGGGAACUACUAGACUGCUCUUCAAUGUGACCAUACCAUUUUACAUCCCCAGCAUCUUAAGAGAGAUUAGUUUAUUCUACAUUUUUGUCUUUUUAUUUAGGACUCGCCCCCACCCACCCCUUUUUAUAAACUGCUUUAGUAAUUUCAUUUUUUCUAUGCAAAUGGUUAAAACUGUAUUAUUGACACUGGGCACAAAGGCAGCCUGUAGUUAGAAGCUGGCAUAGCAGCAAGGUGUAAGGAAAAAGAGAACCAUGGGGAUCCAUCCCAGUGUCAGUUGCUUGGAAAAAUAGCAGAAGUCAUACAUAAGCAGAAUUCAUCCUGAUGGUCAUUGCGAGCAGAGGACUCCCACAAAAGGAUACACAGACAGUCCCUCCACUGUAGCUUCCUUAAGUUUUCUCCUCAUGUCUCUCAUCUACUCCCUGAAUUUUCCAUUCAUCUCUACAUCUGGGCCUUUCCUUUUCUUCCUUUGGUGGAGCUAUGUCUUCCCUCUGCAGAGGCCAGAGUGGCCUUGAAUUUGUAAUCCUCUCUGUAUCAGCUUCCUGACUGUUGGAAAUAACAGGGAUGUGCCACCAGGCCAUGGCUUAUUGUAAUCUUGAGUUUUUUUUUUUCUGUUUAUCAUUUAAGGAAUAUGUCUGUUGAAGCCUUUUGCUAAUUAAAAUUAUUUUUUCUAUUUAUUGAGCUUCAAGAAUUUUUUGUUUGUUUUUUGUUUUUGAGUCCUGGCUGUCCUAGAACUUACUUUGUAUUGUAGACCAGGUUGGCCUCAAAGUCACAGAGAUCUGCCUGCCUCUGCUUUGCUACUACUGACUGGCUGAGCUUUAAGUAUUCUUUACAUGUUAUAGAUAAAAGUUCUUUAUUAUGUGUGUGUGUGUGUAUACACAUAUAACAUACACAUAUAUACAGAUACCACACACACACACACACACACACACACACACACACACGUACAAUUGAUACAACCCUCUUCUUUCUUUUUACUUCCUUGAUGGUGUUUGCAGUACAUACCUAACUUUUAUUUGGGGUGGGUGGGGGAAGGGGGGCGAGCAAGGUCUCCCGUCUCUCAAACUGGCCUUGACCUAGUUAUGUCCUGGCUUUUUGUCUCUACCUUCUGCAUACUGGGAUUACAGGUCUGUGCCAAUACAUCCAGAUUAUUUAGUGCUAGGGAUCAUGUUUAGGGCCCCAUUCAUGCUAGGUAAGCACUCUACCGAUUGAGGCUACACUUACAGCCUCAUUUUGUUUUUUUGAGACUGAAUUUCAGUGUGUGGUCCUGGCUGGCCUCAGAUUUUUAUUCCUCUUUCUGCUUUUGUCCCCCGAGUGCUGGGGUUAUAGGUGAGUUCUAUCAAACCCUGCCAGAAGCUUAUAAUUUUGUUGAAGCCUCUUAUUUAUGUGUUUAUCUCUUGUGCUUUUUUUUUUUUUUUUUUAGUGUAAUUUGCCUCAUCCAAGAUUGUAAAGAUUUAACUUGUAAGAGUUUUAUAGUUUGGGCUUUGGCAUUUAUGUCUAUGUCCCAUUCUGUGUUAGCUUUUCUGUAUGGUACAUGAUAGAGCUCCAUAGUCUCUUUUGCAUGGUGUUUUUCUCAUGUUCUAGCUGAUCCAUCUGCUGAAGACUGUUCUUUCCCUAUUCUUUGGAGUCCUUUGUCACAAUCAGUUGACUCUGAUGUUUCAGUUUAUUUCUGGAUUCUUAACUUCCUUCUGUUCUGUAUAUUUGUCUUUAGAACAGUACCACAUUCCCUUGUUUAUGUCUACAGCCUUGUACUAAGUUUUUAAGGGAGAAGUGGUAAACAUACAGGACACAGCCCUUUAACUUGUUCUUCCUUUCCAAGAUUAUUUUGAAUUCUUUGACUUCCUAUAUGAAUUUUAGGAUCAACUUGGCAAUGUCUGUAAAGAAGAUAGCUGGGAGUUUGAUAGGAACAGUGUUGAAUCUAUUUACCUGUUUCAGGAGUAUUGCCAACUUUUAUUUUUAAUUAUUAUUUUUAAAUUUUAUAUGUGUGUUUCUCUUGGAUGGAUGGAUGUGUACCCAGUGUAUGUCUGGUGGUCAUGAAGGUCAGAAAAGGAUAUCAAUCUGGAAAUACAGACCAUCAUGAGCCAUGUAUGGGUGCUUGGAAUUGAACCUGGGUCUUUGCAAGAGCAAGUGCUUUUAACCACUGAGCUAUCUCUGUAGACCUGAGUAUUGCCAACUUAACACUGUCAAGUCUUUGGUUCAAGAAGAUGGGCUUUUUUCCAUUUAUUUAGGUGGUGGUUGUCUUUCAACUGCAAAAGAUUUCAGUACACAAGCAUUCUGUUUCUUUUGUUAAGUAUAUUUCUGUAGCAGGAAUCUCUAAAGGGUCUUAUUAAAUAAAACAAACCCGGAGCCAGGUGUUGGAGUGAAUGCUGAAUGAUCAGAGAAGCAGAACAAGCCACAGCUUCCUCACCUUGACAGUUCUUCAGCUGAUCCUGUUUCCUCAGACUGGAAGCCUCUGAGUCCUCAUAUCCAAAUGGAUCUCAGCUGAAUGCUGCUCAAAGCCUAAAAGCUUAACCAGCCAAAUGCUUGUAGUUUCUGGUCCUCACGCCUUAUAAACCUUUCCACUUUCUGCCAUCACUCCCUGGGAUUAAAGGCUCACUUCUUGGGAUUAAAGGCAGGUGUCACCAUGCCUGGCUGUUUCUAAUGAGGCCUUGAACUCACAGAGAUCCAGAGGGAUUUCUGCCUCUGGAAUGCUAGGAUUAAAGGCAUGUGCUACCACUGCCUAUCCUCUAUGUUUAAUAUUGUGGCUGUCCUGUUCUCUGACCCCAGAUAAGUUUAUUAGCGUGCAUAAUAUUUCGGGGAACACAAUACCAUGACAUAUUUCUCUUUAAUUCUCUGCAGAAUAUGGAAGUCUUUUCUUCCUCUUCCUCUUGCUGUUUUUGAGACAGGAUUUCACUGUGAAGGUCAGGUCUGCCUUGGUCUUUCAGGUGCUGAGAUGCUGACUUGUGCUACCAUGCUCAGCUUGGGACUUCCUUAAUUUUAUUUUGUUUGUUUUAAUUUUUUAAAAUAACUACUUUUAUGUGUAUGAGUAUUUUGCCUGAAUGUAUGUAUGUAUACCAUGAGCAUUCCAGGUGCUCACAGAGGCCAGAAGAGGGCAUCAGAUUCCCUGGGACCGAAGUUAGAGACUUACAGAUGGUUAUGAGCUGACAUGUGGGUUCUGGGAAUUGAAGAGGUCCUCUGGAAGAGCAGCCAGUGCUCCUAACCACUGGGCCAUUUUUCUAGCCCCCUUGGGAAUGUAAUUUUUGUUUCUGUGUUAGAGCACAUGUGUGUUGUUUUGUUUUUGAGAUAGGUCUCACUAUGUAGCCCUGACUGGCCUUGAACUCUUAGAGAUCUAACUUGCCUCUGCCUCCUAAGUGCUAGUAUUAGAGGUAUGAGUUACCAUGCACAGAAGGGCACUUGGUUUUUAAUAAUAGAAAAAGCAUUCAUGUGCAAGUAUUUGCUGAGUAAAUCAUGUAGAUUCUGUUUUGUUUGUAGCAUUUGAUCACAGUUCAUCACUUUUUUAUUCUUGGGUGUGGGUCAUUACUAAUGUAGCACUUCUGCUGGUCAAUAAAUUUGAAGCUUUUUAUUUACCUUCUAGGGCAGCCUGGAACGUCAGUAGCUCACUGUGGGACUCAGCUAUUUUGUACUUUGUGCUGAUAAAAUGAGUUUUCUAUACUAGAUGUGACUGGACCAUCUAAGUAGGACACUUGCACAGUAGGGAUGACCUGCCGAUAAGAGAGGUCUUCCUGGAACUCUAGUGGCAGAUCAGGUAGUGUUGCCUCUCAGUGGAUCUGCAGGAUGCUGCUGGGAUAGUAAACUAUCUGGUACCAGAGUUGGAUUUCAGUAGAAGACAGGGCAUGUUACCUGUUCAUUUAGAGCGCUUUGUGGACUUUUGUUUGAAGCUGAGCUCUCUUCAGUAGAUGUUUCUAUCGUUCUGUAAUAAAAAAAUGGAAAGGCUUAUUGUAAAGUCAUUUUGUCAUAGUAACGUAACAUUGAAGUUCUCUUGGACUUUGUUGCCUAUGUUUCAGCAAUGAAAUUUUUUUUCUCUA
Molecule: messenger RNA, 5817 nt
Organism: Peromyscus californicus insignis
Lineage: Eukaryota; Metazoa; Chordata; Mammalia; Rodentia; Cricetidae
Gene: Pank2
Product: pantothenate kinase 2
Exons: 5
Coding region: 68-1234 (388 amino acids)
Biological process (GO): coenzyme A biosynthetic process
Cellular component (GO): cytosol; nucleus
Molecular function (GO): ATP binding; pantothenate kinase activity
Source: RefSeq, a predicted model, not a curated record